AUGUGGAAGGCAAUUCGGGGGAGCCAUCGUUGGAAGAACGUUGCAACACUGCUCUCUGACGCUGUAGACCCGAGACCAAUUGGAAAUAGGGUAGCGUUGCAACGUUACGACUUUGACUUGCGACUGAACCAGGCGAAAGAUGGGCUAGAGUCACUUGCAACGGGAAGUAUAACCACAUGGGAUGAGGCACCUCCAGGUUUUUCUGAAAAGAAACCAUCUUUGGAGGCUUUGCUUGGGGAUUUUAUAAACGAAUCUAAGAGUAGAACCAACUUCUUGGAAAGCUCAAUAACGAGUCAUGGGAAAGCUAUCCAAAACCUUGAGGUUCAAGUUAGCCAGAUCACUACUACAUUGAAUACUAUGAACAAAGGAGCUUUACCUAGGUGUACGGAGAAAAACCCAAGGGAAGAGUGCAAAGCAAUAAUUUUGAGAAGUGGGAAAAAUAUUGCGCAUCUGGUGACAGGCCAGAUAGAGGAACAGGUAGUAUUGUGUCCUUUAGCUGGUAAUAUGAAUCAAGGGAAAAAAGGUGAUGGUUCUGUAUCAUCCAAACUAGAGAGUAAUUUUGAAUCUUCACUUGCUUUCAUGAAAGAAAUGUUGUCUUUAAAGAAGAAGUUUGAAAAGUAUGAGAAGGUUAGCUUAUAUGAGGAAUGCAGUGCUAUAUUGCAAAAGAAGCUACCACAAAAGUUGAAGGAUCCUGGGAGUUUUACAAUUCCCUGCACUAGAGGGAUUCUAACGAAAACUGGACAUAGGAGAGAGGAUGUUUUGGUUAAAGUUGGUGAUUUCAUCUUCCCAGUAGAUUUUGUGGUCCUAGACAUGGAAGAAGAUGCUGAAAUUCCCAUCAUCCUUGGAUGGCUGUUCCUAGCCACAAGAAGAGCUCUAAUUGAUGUUUAUGAUGGCAAGCUUACACUUCAGGUGAACGAUCAAAAGGUAAAAUUCAACAUCUUUCAUUCUUCCAAACCCAAUGAGCCUGUAAGUUUGUACCUAGAGAUCAAUGAAGUAUAUGGUAAACAUUCUGAACAAUCUCUUGGUAAAAGAAAGGGAAAGGAAAAGUGUGGGAGAAGAUUAUAUAUUUCAGGUGUUGCUGUGCAUGGAAUGAUAAAGCCAACUUGA
Benincasa hispida (wax gourd) is the source of this 1107-nucleotide messenger RNA. NCBI's taxonomy places the organism in Eukaryota, Viridiplantae, Streptophyta, Magnoliopsida, Cucurbitales, Cucurbitaceae. The record is from RefSeq and is a predicted model, not a curated record.